AUGGGUCAAGAAUUUUUCUCCUUAAUUCAUCUUGAAAGAAAGAAACUCUUAUGCCUUAUUAUUGUCAUUACCUUUGCACUCAUUUUAGCGUUUCAAUAUUUUGAGCUUCCUUAUGGUACUAACAUUCUAGUACAACCCUCUAAAUUCUCAACUGAAAAAACAUCAACAUUAUCAAAUAGUACUAUAAUUCAUCAACCUGCCGAUUCGACUUCUGAAAUAUUUAACAAUGUUACCCUUUUGAAUCAAACAUAUUCAGAACAUGGUUUUGAGAAAGUUAAUGAAACUAGGUUGUAUGAGAAAAAUGACACUGUGUCAAGACCUGUUGUUAUAGGUGAGAAUUUGACAAGAGAUGUCAACAAUUCAUAUGCUAGUUUUCAUUCUCCUUCUCCUACUCCUGCGAGUGCGCCAACAUAUUUAACUCCUACUCCUGCAAUUGCGCCAACAAAUUUGACUCCUACUCCUGCAAGUCCUCCGACAAAAACGCUAUCUAAUGAUUCUGAAAUUGCUGACUCUAUGAAUGAUGAGAGGUUCAAGCCAUUACAGGAUGAUGUCAAUGAAAUUAGCAGCAACCAGUCUUCUAUAACCAUUUUGCCUAAGGAGAACAAAAAUUCUCCUGUAAAAGUUCCAGAGACGAUGUCGAUUUCAGAAAUGGACAAGUUAUUGCUUCAAAACUAUGCUUCGUUUCGAUCUAUGAGGCCGAGAUGGUCUUCAGCUGUUGAUCAAGAGCUACUACAAGCUAGAUUUGAGAUUGAAAAUGCACCUGUUGUAACUGAUCUUGGAAACCUGUAUGCUCCCCUUUUUCGCAAUGUUUCCAUGUUUAAGAGGAGCUAUGAAUUGAUGGAAAAGACUCUCAAAGUGUAUGUAUACAAAGAAGGGUCUAAGCCGAUAAUGCAUUCACCUUAUCUUUUGGGAAUUUAUGCUUCCGAGGGAUGGUUCAUGAGGCUGAUGGAAGUUAAUAAAGCAUUUGUUACUAAAGACGCGAAGAAGGCGCACCUGUUUUACCUACCUUUCAGUUCUCGAAUGCUCGAGGAAACAUUGUACGAUCAGAACUCACAUAGUCACAGGAAUUUAAUGCAGUAUCUGAAUAACUAUGUAGACAUGAUUGGUGGAAAGCAUCGGUUUUGGAACAGAACGGGAGGUGCCGAUCAUUUUCUUGUUGCUUGUCAUGAUUGGGCACCUUCAGAAACAAAGCAGCGGAUGGCGAAGUGCAUAAGAUCUCUAUGUAAUGCCGAUGUCAAAGAAGGUUUCAUGUUAGGAAAAGACGUGUCACUUCCCGAAACCUACGUCCGCAAUGCUCAGAAUCCGACUAGAGACCUCGGUGGAAAUCCGCUUUCAAGGAGAAACACUCUUGCCUUUUUCGCAGGCGGUAUGCACGGUUACGUGCGUCCGAUUCUUCUACAGCACUGGGAAAACAAAGAUCCUGAUAUGAAAAUCUUCGGUAUUGUAUUUGUCCAAAGGGAUACGAAGUUAACAGUCCAAGAGUUGUCGAGGCUAUAG
Molecule: messenger RNA, 1497 nt
Organism: Vicia villosa (hairy vetch)
Lineage: Eukaryota; Viridiplantae; Streptophyta; Magnoliopsida; Fabales; Fabaceae
Product: probable glycosyltransferase At5g03795
Exons: 5
Coding region: 1-1497 (498 amino acids)
Molecular function (GO): glycosyltransferase activity
Source: RefSeq, a predicted model, not a curated record